AUGGACGACAUAGACGCAAUUCCUUCAAUCUCCUCGGGGAACGUUGGUUCCCGCUUCGUCUCCCAGAAUGACAUUGAGACCGCGAAAGCGAAGCGCGAAGAACAGUGGAAGGCUGCCUAUGCAAGGCUUGGGCAGGAACCACCUCCGCCUCCAACGGAGGACGUGUUUGAUGGACGAAGCCUUGCAGAGAAAUUAGCUGCGAAUAGAGCAGCCAAACAAGAAGAAUGGGAGGAGCGCAACAAACUAGGUAACCAAUUUCGGGCUCUGGAAGAGGACGAGGUCCUCUUCCUAGAUUCCAUCAUGGAAAAGCAGCGUGAGGAAGAGCGCAUGCGUAAAGAGAUGGAUGGCGAAGAAUUGAAACACUUCAGAGAAGCGGUUGCCGCACGAGAAAAUGAAGCAAACAAGCCACCGGCAAUUUCAUCUAUAGUCGGUACUACGACCAGCGUCCCAAGCAAGCCUAAGGCCCCGGCAGCGGCUCCUUCCGCCAGAAAGGAUACAAAGAAAUUGCUGAAGGGCGUUUUGGUUAAGAAGAAACCAAGACCUGCCGCAGGCUCCCCACCAGUGACGAACAAUCCCAAAACCGAAGGUACUGCGAAGGUACAGUCACAGAGCACUAACGGCAGCGAGCGAAGAAAGGUCGAGGAUUUGGAACGGCCUACAAAACGACCAAGACUGUCAGAGCCAGACUCGUGA
Sparassis crispa is the source of this 693-nucleotide messenger RNA. RefSeq lists its product with no specific name. The record is from RefSeq and is a predicted model, not a curated record. The coding region runs from base 1 to 693 and encodes 230 amino acids. Gene Ontology annotation, cellular component: nucleus. The transcript has 6 exons. Lineage: Eukaryota; Fungi; Basidiomycota; Agaricomycetes; Polyporales; Sparassidaceae.